AUGGAAUGCGAUAGUGAUAUCUCGAAAAUGAAUCCAGGGCCACCCAGUUAUCCUAUGGCAUCAUUAUAUGUCGGAGAUUUACACUCCGAUAUUACUGAAGCCAUGUUGUUUGAAAAAUUUUCAACCGUUGGUCCUGUUCUAUCUAUCCGAGUUUGUCGGGACAUGAUAACUCGCAGAUCUUUAGGCUACGCUUACGUAAAUUUUCAGCAACCUGGCGAUGCUGAAAGAGCUUUAGAAGGUAUGAAUUUUGAUAUGAUAAAAGGUAGACCAAUUAGAAUUAUGUGGUCUCAACGUGAUCCAUCUUUACGCAAGUCAGGUGUUGGAAAUGUGUUCAUUAAAAAUUUAGACAAGACAAUUGAUAACAAAGCUAUGUAUGAUACUUUUUCCGCUUUUGGUAAUAUUCUGAGUUGUAAAGUUGCUCAAGAUGAAACUGGUGCCUCAAAAGGUUAUGGAUUUGUCCAUUUUGAAACUGAAGAAGCUGCUAACAAAUCAAUUGAAAAAGUGAAUGGAAUGCUGCUAAAUGGCAAAAAAGUAUAUGUAGGCAGAUUUAUUCCUCGCAAAGAACGUGAAAAGGAACUCGGUGAAAAGGCAAAAUUGUUCACAAAUGUCUAUGUAAAGAAUUUUGGUGAAGAUUUUAGUGAUGAAAUGCUAAAAGAUAUGUUUGAAAAAUAUGGCCGCAUCACUAGUCAUAAAGUGAUGUAUAAGGAAGAUGGGAGUUCCAGAGGUUUUGGUUUUGUUGCAUUUGAAGACCCUGAUGCUGCUGAAAGAGCUUGCAUGGAGCUAAAUGGCAAAGAACUUGUAGAAGGCAAACCAUUGUAUGUAGGACGUGCUCAAAAGAAAGCUGAGCGGCAAAAAGAAUUGAAGCGUAAAUUUGAACAGUUGAAAUCUGAACGCUUGACUCGUUAUCAAGGUGUUAACUUAUAUGUGAAGAAUUUAGAUGAUACUAUUGAUGAUGAACGCCUCCGCAAGGAAUUUGCACCAUUUGGCACAAUUACUUCAGCAAAGGUGAUGCUUGAGGAUGGCCGCAGUAAAGGGUUUGGGUUUGUAUGCUUUUCUUCUCCUGAAGAAGCUACUAAGGCAGUGACUGAAAUGAAUGGCCGGAUAGUUGGAACAAAACCAUUGUAUGUAGCAUUGGCACAGCGUAAAGAAGACCGUAAAGCACAUUUAACAUCGCAGUAUAUGCAACGUAUGGCAAGUAUGCGUAUGCAGCAAAUGGGUCAGAUAUUCCAACCUGGCAGUGCAGGAGGUUAUUUCGUACCCACUAUUCCUCCCACUCAACGUUUCUAUGGUCCAGCCCAAAUGACACAAAUAAGACCUUCACCUCGUUGGACUGCACAGCCAGCAGUUAGGCCAAGUACUCAAAGCGCUGCAUCAGCUUAUCCCAACAUGCAGCCACCAUUCCGUCCUGCUCCACGCGGACCUGCUCAAGCAGCACUGCGUUCAUCGAUGGGAGCUAGACCUAUAACAGGACAACAAGGUGUUGCUACAGCUGCUUCGAUUCGUGCUCCAAUUGUGCCUCAAUCUGGACGUCCUGCUGGCUAUAAAUACACUGCUAACAUGCGCAAUCCACCUGCUCCACAACCAGCAGUACAUAUCCAAGGUCAAGAACCGUUAACUACCACCAUGUUAGCUGCAGCACCCUUACAGGAACAGAAGCAAAUGCUAGGUGAAAGACUGUUCCCGCUUAUUCAAAGAAUGCAUCCUGAUUUGGCUGGGAAAAUUACUGGAAUGCUUUUGGAAAUUGACAACUCAGAAUUGCUUCAUAUGUUGGAGCAUGGAGAGUCACUUAAAGCAAAAGUUGACGAGGCUGUUGCUGUUUUGCAAGCUCACCAAGCUAAACAGCAAGCCACCAAAAAAGAU
Iphiclides podalirius (scarce swallowtail) is the source of this 1860-nucleotide messenger RNA. The record is from the annotation of a GenBank genome assembly. Lineage: Eukaryota; Metazoa; Arthropoda; Insecta; Lepidoptera; Papilionidae.